Messenger RNA from Frieseomelitta varia, 1272 nucleotides. RefSeq names its product transducin beta-like protein 2. The record is from RefSeq and is a predicted model, not a curated record. NCBI's taxonomy places the organism in Eukaryota, Metazoa, Arthropoda, Insecta, Hymenoptera, Apidae. Gene Ontology annotation, biological process: endoplasmic reticulum unfolded protein response. Bases 1 to 1161 code for a protein of 386 amino acids. Gene Ontology annotation, molecular function: protein binding. The transcript has 7 exons. Gene Ontology annotation, cellular component: endoplasmic reticulum.
AUGUCCAAAGGUGAUUUCAACGAAGGACAGAUCCUUGCGAUCGUCGUCGAUGAAAAGUCUUCUUGUGCUUGGUUCAGUCACAGUGACGAACGAAGAGGAAUAAAAUCAUUGUUUCAUCGUAGGCUCAUUAGAAACGACGACAUUAAAUAUUCUGAAGAUAGAACUGUUCUGUUAUGGUACACGAAAGAAUUGACAGUAAAAGAAAAGAGAUCUCUACGUGUUAAUAUAGAAUUUGAUCAUGCAACUUUAGUACGUUGGUCUCCUGAUGGAAAAGCUUUCCUCAUACAUAAAGCUGUAGCAAAUACUAUCGAAGUUUAUAAAAUCUCCAAGAAACCAGACGGUACUUUAGCUUCAGCAAUUAAAGCUUUAGAAUUUUCAAAGCGGCAUACCGAAGAUGUUGUUGGCAUGGAUAUUGCAUCUACAGGAAAAUAUAUUAUUACAUGCAGUAAACUAAAUGAUCUUAUAGUAUGGGAUCUUAAAGGACAAGUGCUUGCAAUUAUAGAAUUGCAUCUUGGAUCAACCUACCGAGCACGAAUAUCACCCUGUGGACGUUUUAUCGGCACAUCCGGAUUUACUCCAGACGCAAACAUAUGGGAAGUAAUAUUUAGUAAAUCAGGAGAAUUUAAACAAGUAGCAAAAGCUUUUGAUCUUGGUGGUCACUCAUCUGGAAUACUUGAUUUUACUUUUAGUGCUGAUAGUAGUUGUAUGGCUACUGUAUCGAAAGAUGGAACUUAUCGUUUAUACGACACAAAAAUUGAAUUUGAAAAAGGAGAAGAUCCUCAUUUACUUCAAACUGGACCAUGGGAAAACACAACAACGGCUAAUAUUGCGCUAUCUCCUAAUACAGAAGUAUUAGCGAUAGCUCAUGGAUCUUCAUUAAGUUUUUAUUCUACAAUUACUGGCUUGUUGGAUGCGACUAUAGAAGAUAUUUUUCUAGGACCUAUUACGUGCCUAACUUUUGAUGCUAUGGGAGAAUAUAUUUUAGUCGCUGGAGAUAGACAUAUAAAAGUUUUCCAAAAUAUUACUGGUUAUCGAGUAGCAAUCGAAUCUGCAACACGUAAACUUACGCAGAAGCAAACGUCAGCUACAAAAGAACGUUUAGAAAAACUUAUUGAAGACAACAGAAAAUUUCUACAAGCAAUGGGAGAAAAGUGUCCUUAAUCAAUUAAACAUAAAUUCUUUCUAAGGAAAAUGAUUUUGAAGUUACAUUUAAAACAGAUUAUUUGUAACAUAAUUUUUUAAUGUAUUUGAAUAAAGAGAUUCAUACGCAAA